This is a messenger RNA of Dentiscutata erythropus, 138 nucleotides long. Lineage: Eukaryota; Fungi; Glomeromycota; Glomeromycetes; Diversisporales; Gigasporaceae. The record is from the annotation of a GenBank genome assembly.
AUGAGUAGGCCUGGAAACAAGAAUGAUAAGCAUAGUAUACCUGUUUCCAAACAGUAUAAGCUUCUUCAAGCCAUACUUGGAUAUAGGCAGGAUUCAAUUUUGAAGGUGACUGAAGAUUGCACUUUGUACAUUGAAUAG